Molecule: messenger RNA, 273 nt
Organism: Diuraphis noxia (Russian wheat aphid)
Lineage: Eukaryota; Metazoa; Arthropoda; Insecta; Hemiptera; Aphididae
Product: matrix metalloproteinase-2-like
Biological process (GO): extracellular matrix organization; proteolysis; collagen catabolic process
Cellular component (GO): extracellular matrix
Molecular function (GO): metalloendopeptidase activity; zinc ion binding
Source: RefSeq, a predicted model, not a curated record
CUAGGGUAUUUGAUGAAGUUUGGUUACUUGCCAGAAUCCGAUCUAGAAACGGGCAACUUGAGGGACGGAAGUCAACUACACGAUGCUCUGCGAACAUUGCAGUCGUAUGGAAAUAUUCCUAUCACCGGCCAAUUGGAUGAGGCCACUAAACAGUUGAUGAAAAAACCGAGAUGUGGCGUUUCCGAUAUUCCACAGCCUGCGGGCAAUCAGCGGACCAAACGCUACACCCUGCAAGGUCAAAAAUGGCAUCACGUCAACUUGACGUGGAGGUGA